CUGUAAUUCAUUUGAGCUGCAUACCUGUCACAACUCACAAGGUGCACACAUCUGCAUGUUGCAUGCGAAUUGACAUGUUUUUAUCUCAGGAUUUAGUUCCUCCUAAUUAGGUUCUCUGCCUGAUUAUUGCUAAGACACUUCCUUCUAUAAUCAUUUUCCAGGGCCAAUACAAGUCAACUUUGGUCUGCCCAGUCUGUGGAAAGGUUUCAGUGACUUUUGACCCGUUCAUGUAUCUUUCCUUGCCCUUACAAUUUGCAUCAACCCGGAGCAUGACUACCGUGGUUUUUACUUGUGAUGGAAGUGUUCCACCAACACAAUUCACUGUAAAUGUACCGAAGCAAGGUAGGUGCAGGGAUCUAUUACAAGCCCUUGGCAAUGCAUGCUCACUUAAAAAAGUGGAGAAACUUCUAAUUGCCGAGAUACGGAAUCAUAAGAUCUACCGUUUUCUUGAUGAUCCAGUGCUUCAACUGUCUACAAUAAGCGAUGAUGACCGACUGGCAGUAUAUAGGCUCCCGAAACUGGAAAAGAGGGCCAAUUAUAUUCAGUUUGUGCAUCGCCGUGAAGACUUGGAUCAUGCAAACAAUAACAGUUUGGCAUCUUGGAAACCCUAUGGUGUUCCUCUUCUUGCACAAAUACCUCGCAAUGAAACUGUAACAGGUUUUGAUAUCCAUGAGUUGGUUCAUAAAAUGCUUGUGCCCAUGCUAAGAAAUCAGGACUCACCACAGUUGGCUGCCCAAAAUUCUCCCUCCUUGCAUAGUUAUAAUACUGACAGCAGCAAAUUGCAGCUACAAUUGAUUGAUGAUAGCAACACAGUCAUAGGAAAAUUGAAUGAUUCUAUCAGGGUCCCACAAUCUUCACUUGCAACAAUAUUUUUUAUCAAUUGGUCCAAGGAAGAUAUGAAAAAGAUUAACACUGAUCAUUUAGAAUACCUUCCAGAGGUGUUUAUGUAUGCUCCUCCUGCCAAGAGGAGGAUUAUUUGCUAUUAUGUACUCGCAUAGGAUUAUUGUAAAUGAGCAUUUGGGAUGGACAUUUCCUACAGCUACAGUUUAUUUUAAUCCUGCAAAAAAAAUCUGGCUACUACAUAGUUGCUUUUUCUGGUUUCAGUUUCACUAGCAUCAUGUGUUGAUUUUACUGAGUUCUGAUGGUAGUCAUGUAGGGUGAACUUGCAUUAGCUUUUGGUGAGCUACUGAGAAAACUCUGGGCUCCUGGAGGACGUGGCCCAGUUUCUCCUAGACCAUUCAAAAUGAAGC
This is a messenger RNA of Panicum virgatum (switchgrass), 1250 nucleotides long. Its product is annotated as ubiquitin carboxyl-terminal hydrolase 5-like. NCBI's taxonomy places the organism in Eukaryota, Viridiplantae, Streptophyta, Magnoliopsida, Poales, Poaceae. The record is from RefSeq and is a predicted model, not a curated record. The coding region runs from base 228 to 998 and encodes 256 amino acids. The transcript is spliced from 3 exons.